AUGAAGCGGGUCGCGCGUCGCGUCCAGAGCUGGUCCUCGAGUCGCGAGGAGGUCCGACUGCGCUUUCGCUGCACCGAGUGCGGCAAAUGCUGCACAGGCCGCGGCGGACGCGUCCGUGUGAACGAUAGGGAGCUGCAGGAUCUGGCAGAAGCCACGAACUUGUCGCGAGCGGAGCUGGAGCGGAGCUGUACGCGCACAAUCGUCGAGGACGGCGCUGACGGGCACAAGAAGACGCAAGUGGUGCUAAAGCAGACGACGGACGACCGUCAGUGCAUCUUCCUGCACGGAUCAAAGUGCUCCGUGUACCAAGCGAGACCGACGCAGUGUCGGACGUUUCCAUGGUGGCCACAACAUCUCGUGUCGGAUUAUGACUGGCGACUUGCAGCGAAGGACUGCGAAGGCAUUUCCGUGGACGACGAAAGAGACGGGCAAGAACGCACUCCCAGUUAUUCGCUUGAUGAUGUGAUGCCGGAAGUUGUCAUCCAUGAUAUCCACCGAUCGGGUGAAAACUUUACCUACAAAGAGCUGCAGCAAAUGCUGUGUGACUUGCGGGAAGUGGAGCCGGAGGUGGUGCUGCAGUACAAGGCUGAGUUUUUUGACAAGUUUUCAAGACGAGUGGUUUUCAACGACGACGAGGUCACGGUACUGGACAGCUUGAUUGAUGGACCCUCGCGUAGCUUUGUGUUCAAUAACCGGUUACAAUUGACACAGAGCGAGGUGGCACUGUGUCGAAUGCCGGACGCUCGGGCUGACGCCGAGCCAGAAUUCGACCGGACGGCGUUGGCUCUUGAGGUGCAUCGAGCGCUGUGCAUGCCUCUCGCGUGGCUUCUGAAGCGUGACAAGAAGCCACGACCAUUGCGUGUGUCGGUUUUGGGAGCCGGAGCUUGUACGCUUCCGUUGUUUCUUCUAGAACAUAUCUCCCCUCGCGAGCUUGGCCGACUUGACGCUGUCGAGCCAAGCAAUCGAGUGAACGCUAUUGCAAAGCGCUUUUUUGGAGUUACUGCAGCCGUACAGAGCGACCAGCGACUAGUGAUACACGAGAAAACGGGCGAGGACUACCUCGCAGAGCAAAACGAGGAUGCUGCGUUUGAUUUGUUGGUGCUGGAUGUUGAGAGUGGCGAGAACUGCGCUGGCGUGCUAGCGCCACCGUUGGCAAUGCUGGAGUCAAACUUCUUGAUUACGGCAAAGCGUGUGCUCGUGCCUCGUGGUAUCUUAGCAAUAAACGUGAUUGCUGAAUCCCAUGCAGCGCUAGAGCAAGUGGAAGCCAAGCUCGGGCACGUCUUCUCGCAUGGGCUACGUCUCUCGCUGUCAGCGAACACGACAUACUUCCUCUUUAAUGAGGAGUGCGACGAUGACGCCUGCUUGGAGGUGGACAAAUACGGCCGGCUGGUCAAAGAUAGUGUGUUCCAGACGCAGCACGCGCAGACACCAGCACUGUUGGAGCGAUGCCAGCUGACUGCAUGGAACUCGCCCAGCGCACGUUGA
Hyaloperonospora brassicae is the source of this 1485-nucleotide messenger RNA. The record is from the annotation of a GenBank genome assembly. Lineage: Eukaryota; Oomycota; Peronosporomycetes; Peronosporales; Peronosporaceae.